CGUAUCGGGUGAGGACGUCCCUUGGUCACAGCAACAGCGACUCUCUGUACUUUUGGCUAGUGGGAGAGGCUUCAUUAUGCUGGCCGUCACGAGAGUUGGUGUUAUUUUGAUUGUAGUUUGUAUUUAUCCAACUUACGCACUCUACUUCCCCAUAGAAGAGACUCAAAAAAAAUGCUUCACGGAAGAAAUUCCAGAAGACACCAGAGUUGUCGGUAAGUACAGAGUUCAGCUUUGGGACAAAUCGGACAGUUCCUUCCUCCAGGCCUCCCCCAGUCUUGGAAUGCAUGUUGAAAUUAAGGAUGCUGAUGCAAAGGUGUGUAUGGUAAUCCUGUCUCGUCAAUAUGGAUCCGACGACUGGUUCACCUUCGCAUCUCGUACUCCUGGAGAACACCAAAUUUGUCUGCACCCUAACUCCACAAAGAUGGCUCUGUUUGCCGGAGGGAAACUGAAAGUGCACCUGGAUAUUCAGGUUGGAGAACGUGCCAAUAACUACCCUGAAAUUGCAGUCGUAGACAACCUGACUGAGCUGCAGCUGCGUGUCAGACAGCUUCAGCUUCAGGUCGAACAGAUCCUGAAGGAGCAAAAUUACCAGAGGUAUCGAGAAGAGCGCUUCCGUAUGAUCAGUAAGAGCACCAACCAGCGCGUCCGCUGGUGGUCCAUCGCCCUGAUUUCGUGGUCCAUCGCCCAGAUGCUCACUCUCAUCAUCACAGACAUGUGGCAGACGAAGCACCUCAAAAGUGUUUCUGAAGAUGAUGAACGGGUUUAUUUUAUUGAUAUUGGUGUCAGGAAUGUGAAUUAAGGUAAUAAAUCUAAAGGCAA
Dunckerocampus dactyliophorus (ringed pipefish) is the source of this 819-nucleotide messenger RNA. Its product is annotated as transmembrane emp24 domain-containing protein 4-like. Gene Ontology annotation, biological process: endoplasmic reticulum to Golgi vesicle-mediated transport; intracellular protein transport; Golgi organization. The transcript is spliced from 5 exons. Bases 77 to 799 code for a protein of 240 amino acids. The record is from RefSeq and is a predicted model, not a curated record. Lineage: Eukaryota; Metazoa; Chordata; Actinopteri; Syngnathiformes; Syngnathidae. Gene Ontology annotation, cellular component: Golgi apparatus; COPII-coated ER to Golgi transport vesicle; endoplasmic reticulum.